AUGAUCUUCGAGAGUACUACAUACGCCAAUUCAAUAAUUCAACGACAUCAACAACAACAACAGAGUCCACAACAUCAACAACAACAACAACAGAGUCCACAACAUCAACAACAACGAAGUCCACGACAUCAACAACAACAGAAUCCACAACAUCAACAACAUCAGAGUCCACGACGUCAACAACAUCAGAGUCCACAACAUCAACAACAAGAACAACAGACUCCACCACAACAACAACAACAGAAUCUACGACGACAACAACGACAGAAUCCACGACAACAACAACGACAGAGUCUACGACAACAACAGAAACUCCCUCCACAAGUAACUACUACAACAACUACAACUACGCGCUGCUUUGAUAUAUGUUGGCAAGAGAAUUGUGAAACAGGUGCUAAUACUAGUAUACCUUGUCCUAGUACAGCUUUUUCAACAUCAUCAUCUACAACAACAUCUAGUAGUUCAUCAACAUUCUUACCUCCAAUAACAUCUACUAGUUCACCAACAAUAAACUGUCAAUAUCUUGAAGAUGAACUAAGACGAGUAAAAUUAGGUUUAGGUAUUGGUUUAGGUUCUGGUAUGUUGGUAACUACUGGAUUGGCCAUUGGUACUUAUAUUUAUUUUUCCAGACAGCUAGCACAAUAUUCAGCUUCAUCAGCACUAGGACCGGAAUACUUAACUAGAUUUUAA
This is a messenger RNA of Rotaria sordida, 690 nucleotides long. Lineage: Eukaryota; Metazoa; Rotifera; Eurotatoria; Philodinida; Philodinidae. The record is from the annotation of a GenBank genome assembly.